AUGUUCGCGCGUGUUACGUUCUAUCCCUCAUUACUUUAUAAUGUUUUAAUGGAAAAGGUGACUAGUAGACGAUGGUACGAUAGAAUGGAUGAUCAUGUUAUCCUUGGAGCCCUUCCUUUCCAGGGAAUGACAAAGCAGUUAAUUGAAGAGGAAAACAUCAAAGGUGUUGUUUCAAUGAAUGAGACAUAUGAAUUGAAGAUUUUUCAAAUGAUGCUGGGGUAUGCAAUAUUUUGUAUUUUUAUAUGUAGCUCAAAAAAGUCAUUGAUAAGUACAACAGCAGUGACUAACAAAACUCCAGAACUAAAAUAUUCAAUACUGAAUGACUAUGUGUAA
This is a messenger RNA of Pieris macdunnoughi, 333 nucleotides long. Lineage: Eukaryota; Metazoa; Arthropoda; Insecta; Lepidoptera; Pieridae. The record is from the annotation of a GenBank genome assembly.